Messenger RNA from Uncinocarpus reesii 1704, 783 nucleotides. Its product is annotated as endochitinase 1. Lineage: Eukaryota; Fungi; Ascomycota; Eurotiomycetes; Onygenales; Onygenaceae. The record is from RefSeq and is a predicted model, not a curated record. Bases 1 to 783 code for a protein of 260 amino acids. Gene Ontology annotation, cellular component: extracellular region. Gene Ontology annotation, biological process: chitin catabolic process; carbohydrate metabolic process. The transcript has 3 exons. Gene Ontology annotation, molecular function: chitinase activity; chitin binding.
AUGGCUGAUGAAGCAAUAGAUGAGGUUGAGGCUCACAACUAUGUCCUUCUUCUCAAAGAAUGCCGUGAAGAGCUCUCAAAGGCAGCAGGCCCAAACCGAAAGUUCUAUCUGACCAUUGCUUGUCCUGCCGGACCCGAGAAAGAGAAACUUAAGCUAGAAGAAAUGACGCCAUACCUGGACUUCUACAAUUUAAUGGCCUAUGACUUUACCGGCCCGUGGAGCGCCUUCGCUGGCCAUCAGGCGAAUUUAUUCGCAUCCGCCAGCAUGCCCUCUGCAACGCCAUGGAAUACUAAAGACGUAGUCGAGUACUAUAGAUCUGCUAAAGUGCCGGCAAACCGAAUAAUUCUAGGUAUGCCCUUGUACGGGCGCGAUUUCGCAAACACCAACGGCCCUGGGCGCCCAUUCUCAGGGUCUGGUCCGGGUAGUUGGCAGCCAGGUAUCUGGGACUACAAAGCGCUACCGAGGCCAGACGCAACGGAGAAAUACGAUAAAGAAGCUGGUGCCACCUACAGCAUCGAUGAGAAGGCUAAGAUGAUGGUCUCAUACGACACACCGGAUAUGGUAAUGAAGAAGACGGACUUCAUCACGCAGAACCAGCUGGGCGGCGCUAUGUGGUGGGAGAGCAGCGGGGAUAAAGGCGGGAAGACUGCUUCAAAGGAAGAAGGCAGUCUGAUCGGAACAUAUUUCGAGGAGAUCAAAAAAUUGGAUCACACUGCAAACAACCUCAACUACCCCGAGAGCAAAUACGACAACUUGGUUAACGGUUUCAAACCAGUCAGUUAA